UCUCCCAUACACAUAAUUUAUAGUAUCUUGGCACAGCCGGCAGCGCAAAUGGACCAGGCAUGCCCAGCAAUAGUGUGUGAGGAAUGUGGCAGUGGAGCGUACCAAGAGCUUUUGGUAAACUGCACCCAGUGCAAUGGCUAUCGACACCGUUACUGCUUGGUUGUGGUGGAAUUUGAAAUGAUACAUGAAUGGUGCUGCGGUGAAUGCCAAAAAAAGGAUAAUGGGGACACAAAACCUAUUGAAGGUGAAAAUUCUGAAGUGAAACCCAUUCCCUCUCAAGAGGUGGCACUAUUAAGUAUGCCAACUACUGAUAAUUGGCCAAGGUUUGUUGUGCGACAUAAACGCACUCCACGAAAGAUGAAGUGUGUAUCUCCCAAUAGGAGUGAAAAUCAAGCAUUUGCCCUGAAACGAUGCGCUAUUGCAAGUCAAAACCAGAUAAAAGUUGAGGAUAUGAACAAGAGACAGAAAGUACUGUCGGGUGCAACUAUGUUUACAUACAACAGAAACGGAAAAGUUAAAAACAAUGACCAUCAGCUUCGAGAUCAGCCUAAAGAAGCGAAGGUAGCCGGUGCUGCAGAUAAAAGAAAAUUCAACUCCUGGGUAGGCGAUCAGCCUACUGGAAAAAUGGCAUUCAGUGCUUCAGUGCCCACAGAUGCUAACAUUGGACGCGGAUCUGGAACAAAGAGUCUGAACAACAAUAUAGACAUGCCAGUGAUCAUCAGCUCAAGUGCAGAGUAUGCAAGACGCCCUCCACCAGAAGCAGUCUGUUGGACGGGAUGCUUUCUUCUCUCUGAUGGAGAAAUUUUCAAUCUUGGUGAAUUUAAAGCAUACCACCCAUCGGUAGUAUCACCCAGAGUUUGUAAUAUCGCCAAGAAGAUGCCUACUAAUAUGCAAUUGAAGAUAUCACCUCGAAAGAAUUACUGGCCAAAGACGUUUGAGAAAAUCUCUCCAGUUUAUGAAGACAUCGCCUUGUUAUUUUUCUCUGCUGAAGUUGACUGUUGGAACAAGAAGCAUCCUUGUCUCGUGGAUACGCGCUGCGGUUUUGUCAUGCACGCAUAUAUCGAUGACAUGAUGUUGUUGAUGUAUUCCUCAGAAGUGCUUCCACCCGAUUGUCAGUGGAUAGACGGAAAGAGUUACUUAUGGGGAGUUUUUGUGAAGCCAAAGUCAAAGAGCAAUCAUGCACGGUUAGGUUCAGUUGCUACAUGAGCUCUUGCAGUAAAAGGCAGACAGUCAAUUCUAGAGACGGCUGAGGAGUCUCCAUUAUAUGUUAGCGACGCUUACAUUAUGGUGUAGAGGCGUGGGAUUAGGUUGAUCCACUCGAGCUCAUCACUGAAGGAAGCUCGAAUUCACCAGCGGUGAUAGUUUUGUCUUUUGUGGACUGUCGUGUCAGCGUAUGGGUCACUGUUAUCCGUUUUGUUUGUCAUCUUAACCGUGUAUGCUUGGUCUGUAGUAACUUCUUGUUGUUAAAGUGGACAAGUGUUGGGGAAAACGGUAAAUUAGAACCUGUGGUGCUAGUGACAUGAUGGAGUAUUUCCGUAAUCUCCUCAAAACAUGUGUUGAAUCAAAAGUGUUUUUCUGCACUCUCUUAAGAACCUAUAGAAGUUCAUUUA
Messenger RNA from Aegilops tauschii subsp. strangulata, 1610 nucleotides. Its product is annotated as PHD finger-containing protein 1-like. The record is from RefSeq and is a predicted model, not a curated record. Gene Ontology annotation, molecular function: histone reader activity. Gene Ontology annotation, biological process: negative regulation of transcription elongation by RNA polymerase II. Lineage: Eukaryota; Viridiplantae; Streptophyta; Magnoliopsida; Poales; Poaceae.